AGUACAUUUUUCUGAUCAUCUGAAGAUCAGCUAUUAGAAGAGAAAGAUCAGCCAAGUCCUUUGGACCUGAUCAACUUGAUACAAGAACUACUGAUUUCAACUUCUUUGGCUUAGCUCUCUGCGAAACAAUGAAAUAUACAAGUUAUUUCUUGGCUUUUCAGCUCUGCAUCGUUUUGGGUUCUCUUGGCUGUUACUGCCAGGACCCAUAUGUAAAAGAAGCAGAAAAUCUGAAGAAAUAUUUUAAUGCAGGUGAUUCAGAUGUAGCAGAUAAUGGAACUCUUUUCUUAAACAUUUUGAGGACUUGGAGAGAGGAGGGUGACAGAAAAAUAAUGCAGAGCCAGAUUAUCUCCUUUUACUUCAAACUUUUUAAAAACUUUAAAGACAACCAGAGCAUCCAGAAGAGUAUGGAGACCAUCAAGGAAGACAUGAAUGUCAAGUUUUUCAACAGCAAUAAAAGGAAACAGGAUGACUUUGAAAGGCUGACUAAUUAUUCGGUAACCGACUUGAAUGUCCAGCGCAAAGCAAUACAUGAACUCAUCCAAGUGAUGGCUGAACUGUCACCAGCACCUAAAAUAGGGAAGCGAAAAAGGAGUCAGACGCUGUUUCGAGGUCGAAGAGCGUCCCAAUAAUGGUGGUCCUGCCUGCAAUAUUUGAUUUUUAAAUCUAAAUCUAUUUAUUAAUAUUUAACAUUAUUUAUAUGGGGAAUAUAUUUUUAGACUCAUCAAUCAAAGAAGUAUUUAUAAUAGCAACUUUCGUGUAAUGAAAAUGAGUAUCUAUUAAUAUAUGUAUUAUUUAUAAUUCCUGUAUCCUGUGACUGUUUCACUUAAUCCUUUGUUUUCUGACUAAUUAGGCAAGGCUAUGUGAUUACAAGGCUUUAUCUCAGGGACCAAUUAGGCAGCCAACCUAAGCAAGAUCCCGUGGGUUGUAUGUUUAUUUUACUUGAUGAUACAAUGAACACUUAUAAGUAAAAUGAUACCAUCCAGUUACUGCCUGUUUGAAAAUAUGCCUGCAUUCUGAGCCACUGCUUUAAUAGCAUGUCAGACAGAACUUGAAUGUGUCAGGUGACCCUGAUGAAAACAUAGCAUCUCAGGAGACUUCAUGCCUGGUGCUUCCAAAUAUUGUUGACAACUGUGACUGUACCCAAAUGGAAAGUAACUUAUUUGUUAAGAUUAUCAAUAUCUAAUAUAUAUGAAUAAAGUGUUAAGUUCAUAACU
Messenger RNA from Saimiri boliviensis boliviensis (Bolivian squirrel monkey), 1214 nucleotides. RefSeq names its product interferon gamma (gene IFNG). Gene Ontology annotation, cellular component: extracellular region. Lineage: Eukaryota; Metazoa; Chordata; Mammalia; Primates; Cebidae. The record is from RefSeq and is a predicted model, not a curated record. Gene Ontology annotation, molecular function: type II interferon receptor binding; cytokine activity. Gene Ontology annotation, biological process: adaptive immune response; humoral immune response.